This is a messenger RNA of Morchella sextelata, 1911 nucleotides long. RefSeq lists its product as uncharacterized. The transcript has 4 exons. The record is from RefSeq and is a predicted model, not a curated record. Lineage: Eukaryota; Fungi; Ascomycota; Pezizomycetes; Pezizales; Morchellaceae. The coding region runs from base 1 to 1911 and encodes 636 amino acids.
AUGCCUGAACCAGAUCGCCCCAUCCCCGACCAAACCUUCAAUAUGCCAGAACCAGAUGCCCCCACCCCCGAUCAAACCUCUCCCAACAUGUCAGAACCAACCACCCUUACCCCAGACCAGACCACUCCCACCAUGUCAGAACCAUACCCACCCUUCUCCAACCAAACCAUUCACAAUAUGAGCACCACCUACCCCCCUCUACCACCCCUCUACCUCCCGCCCGAAAGGUCCCAGCAAGACCAACAGCAAAGUGCCUUUGCCCCCCCGGUAUCACAUUUGGCCUCAGACCCCAUGUGGCAAAGCUCCUUAAUGGACGUGGACGAUAUGUCGGUCCCAGGGCACCCCGCCUCACAGCAGCCAGAGCAUGGUGCAGCUGCCUCUGUGCCACUUGAAUCACGCGUGCUGCCAACUCAACGUUCGAGGGGUAUCAAUAUCGACCCGGUAUUGACACCCUCCCCGUUAAGGUCCCAAGAACGAGGCAUCGAAACCAUUUAUCAGCAGAUCCAAAGAGACCAUCAGGAGAUCGAAAGAGCCCAACAAGAACAACUGGAGAAUCCGACUAGGAGUGCCGUUAUCCCACUGCUCAACGCACGCCCCACGGAGCUGCCGACAAUGGGUAUGCACAACAUGUCAGUGCCUGCCCCCCCCGUCUCCAAUCGCCCAGAACUAGGUUCUGUUCCCUCUAUCCCGCUCAGAUCACGUGCCAUACCUCCACAUUCCUCCGAGCAGUGGGUGCACAAUAUGCCGCUGGUAACGACCGAGUCACUACCACGUCACCACCGAGCCCAACGAGACCUGCAAUACAGUGACAUGGCUGUCCUCCUGCGGUCACUCCCAACCCAGCCAUCCCCCACCCAGGCACACCCCGCCACACCGUCAAUAGAGGUAUGGGCAAGAGAGCGAGCAGAGCGUGACGCCCAGCAAGGUGGGACCGCUGUCCCCUUCACAUUACGCCCCCGUGAUGUGCCACUCUCCGCCGAACAGACAAACGCUCUGCAGGAUCGAUCUUUGCUUUUCCCGGAGGUCUCUCACUGGGCAAUGGAGAUGGCAAUGGAGAGAGCAGAAGAGGAUGCGCAGCGAGCGGCUGCUACCACCCAGCGGGCCGCUGCUAACGCACAGAGAGCCACUGUUGAAGCCCAACUAGGCGCCAUUGCGACGACCAUGAGAGCCGCCAUUGAGGCUCAACACACUGCACAGAAUGAGAGACAGGCGGCGGCACGGCGCGAGAUGCGGAGGAUCGAAAGAGAGGCGGCCGCUGCCAGGGACCAGGAGCGGAACACGUUUGAGGCGGUGAGGGCCGUUGCUCUUGCUGAUCUGGUUCGCCAGGGCUAUAGCUUGCCAAUCAAUGUCAGCUUAGGGAUGCAGCGGCCGUCGGUGCCACGACGUGCUAGGCGGAGGGCAGAACGAGAGGCGCAGCGUGCUGCUGGUGCCGAAUUGAUGCGAGAGGGCCCUACAUGGGCGAGAUCCGCCAGCGCGGAGAGGACCAGGGGUGAGUUAGCGGCGUUUCAGAGGAGGCGGGAGGAGCGGGAGAGUGCUAUGAGGGAGGAGCGUAGGCUGGCGUCGGAGGCUGCCGCAAGGGAGGAGAGUAGGCAGGCUGCGGCGGAACUUCAGGAAUUGAAUGACGAGCUGGACGGGCUGAAUGGAUUUGAGUGCUUAAUCUGUUCCACCCGUAUCCCCUUAGAUACCACCUCCUGCGACGCCUGUCUCACCAACACCGAGUUCUGGUCUCCCGCACAGAUUAUCCGCGCGCAGAUCGCCAAGGCGAAGGGGUUACAGUGGAACGAGUAUCCGAGUCGUGACGGUGGUAGGUGUGUGCUUUGUGAUAGCUACCUCAUUUGUAAAGGCGAGGAAAAGUGCCGGUUUUGUUUGUAUAAGACUAUGGGCAUCACUGCAGUUUGGAAGUUUAGGUGA